Molecule: messenger RNA, 1689 nt
Organism: Closterium sp. Yama58-4
Lineage: Eukaryota; Viridiplantae; Streptophyta; Zygnematophyceae; Desmidiales; Closteriaceae
Source: the annotation of a GenBank genome assembly
AUGAGUCGCAUGCGUCGGAACGUGGUGUUUUUGUCGCCGACACCACCACCCAGCCGUGUAAAGCGGUCGUUUGAGCUGCAGGUAGAACUUUCUGAGAAAAAACUAUCCUCGAUUUCUUCUGGGUUCUCUCGCAUUUGUCAGCCCCAGCUGCCCAAUCGCAAAUUUCCCGCAGCAGCCGGCGACAGUCUGGUGUUCUGCAAGCAGUACCCCGCGCGCAACCCGAGCAAGUGCCCCGCCGUGCAGCCAAUGAGCAGUCUCAACGUGGCGCGGCUGAAGGGGCGGUGGUACGAGGUGGCGGCGUCGUCGGCGCACAAGUUCACGGCGGAGCUCGGCGCGGCGUGCACCGCCUUCGAGUUCGAAGUCGCGCCCAAGCAGAACGGCCUCAACGCCAUGCGCGUCACGCGGCGACUCGUCGAGGCGGUGGGUCCCGUGCGCGCAACGCAGGUCGGCACCAUCGCCUCCGCCUCCCUCCGCUCGGCGCGCAACCUGCGCGGAGUGUGCUCCGCUAUCGCCGGCCAGAAGCUCCCCACGGAGCUCUCGUACGCGUCGCUCGUCAACCAGGCGAAACUUGGUCUGCCGGCCGCCGGCUUGGACGGCAAAACUGCCGGCCAGACGUCCACCAGCCUCUCCGUCAUCUCCGCGUCGCUAGGCCAGAUCUCCGCGCAAGCCGGCGCGAUUCACGCGAGGCUCGCUCGCAUCCAGACGGAUCUCGCGCCGGUGAAUCAGGUCGACCGGCUGCCGAGUCUCAGCGCCCUGCGGAGCAGGAUCGGUAAUACAACGGAGGCGAUCCGACGGUCGGUGCGCGCGAUCCAACGGUCGAGAGGGAGGAUCUUGAAGCAGGCUGAUGCGGUUGGGCGUUAUGAACCGCCAGGCGUCCGCUGUGGGCACGCUAGCCGUGCCCGCCACUCACACCUUCUUUCUCUUCGUGCCCUCGCCCCUCCCUCCCCUCAGCUACUGAACGCCACGCUCGCCCUGCAGCGUCAGGCUUCCGCCGUGGGCACUCUAGCCGUCUCCGCAGCCAAGAUCGGCCUCCUCUCCUCCCUCGCCACUCCCGCCGCCGCCACGCUCUUCGAGUCGCCCGUCAACCUCACCCAGGCCGUGAGCAUGCGAGGCACGCUGGUGCAGGGCAAGCAGGGCGACGGCAGCAUUGCAAUGAAGUUUGGAGGGGAUGCUGCUGUGAGAUACUCGGUCGUGCAUGCCACGCCGGGAUUCGAUUUGGUUGUGCUGUAUGGGUGCUCUGCGGCGAACCGAGCCAAGCUCGCAGCCACGGAAGGACAGGCUAAGGUGUUGGUGCUGGCAAGGCAUCGGACAGGGUCUGCCAGUGAGCUCUCAUCUGUGGAGGCAGUGUUGCAGGCAAGAGGUGUCGUGCUGGGUGGCGCUGCGAAUGUGCUGGUUACCACUGACCAGUCAUGCCUCUCUUCACAUGUGUGUCUCCUCCCUCCCACCCACCCUGCAGGCCAAGUGCUGUCUGGUGCAGUACUGUCUGGUGCAGUACUGUCUGGUGCAGUGCUGUCUGGUGCAGUACUGUCUGGUGCAGUGCUGUCUGGUGCAGUACUGUCUGGUGCAGUGCUGUCUGGUGCAGUACUGUCUGGUGCAGUGCUGUCUGGUGCAGUACUGUCUGGUGCAGUGCUGUCUGGUGCAGUACUGUCUGGUGCAGUGCUAUCUGGUGCAGAGUGCCUGCAGCUGUGA